Messenger RNA from Aaosphaeria arxii CBS 175.79, 974 nucleotides. Its product is annotated as NADH-quinone oxidoreductase. Gene Ontology annotation, biological process: mitochondrial electron transport, NADH to ubiquinone; mitochondrial respiratory chain complex I assembly. The coding region runs from base 264 to 956 and encodes 230 amino acids. The record is from RefSeq and is a predicted model, not a curated record. Gene Ontology annotation, molecular function: NADH dehydrogenase activity; 4 iron, 4 sulfur cluster binding. Gene Ontology annotation, cellular component: membrane. The transcript has 3 exons. Lineage: Eukaryota; Fungi; Ascomycota; Dothideomycetes; Pleosporales.
AUAACAUCACACCAAUUCAAAUCUUACAAUUAAUUAAUUCUAAUCUGAUUUCUAUCAAUGUUGCAUGCUUCGUCUAUCCAUCUAUCGCCACUUUAAACGUUUGACGGGUUGUUGUGGUCAUCGUUCAAUAUUGACCAAUCACACCCCUUUAGUUGUCAAACCUUACGAAAUCACUCUUGUAGCUUCUCUGCGCACCGUCAACGACAUCACAUCCAUACCCCCAACUCCACUCCGCCGCCCGCGAAACUCGCAGCGCUUCCACAAUGGCCAACACAAGGCCAUUGACGAUGCUAGCACGCAGCAAUCCCCUUGCUGCUUCGCUAUUGAGGCCGACACGCUUCACCCCUCGAACACCGGGACCCGCCACGGCAGUAUUCUUUUCGACCAGCGGCAUCCGUUUCGCAUCGCCACUGGGACCUCCAGCGCCAGGAUUCCGUCUGCCUCCCCCUAAACGUUGGCAGGAUGGAGAGGGCGCUCUGGACCGAGCAGGAAAGUACUUCUUGCUCGUGGAGAUGUUCCGGGGCAUGUACGUUGCGCUCGAACAAUUCUUCAGGCCUCCAUAUACCAUUUUCUACCCAUUCGAAAAGGGCCCUAUCUCCCCCCGUUUCCGUGGCGAACACGCUCUCCGAAGGUACCCAACUGGCGAGGAACGUUGCAUUGCCUGCAAGCUUUGCGAGGCCAUCUGCCCCGCGCAGGCCAUCACUAUCGAAGCCGAAGAGCGUAUGGAUGGAAGCCGAAGGACAUCGCGUUACGACAUUGAUAUGACCAAGUGCAUCUACUGCGGUCUGUGCCAGGAGAGCUGCCCCGUCGAUGCCAUUGUUGAAGGUCCAAAUGCUGAGUACGCCACCGAGACAAGGGAGGAGCUUCUAUACAACAAGGAGAAGCUUUUGGCAAACGGUGACAAGUGGGAACCAGAAAUUGCAGCUGCCGCCCGUGCGGACGCACCUUACAGGUAGAAUGGGAAAAAGUUGGCG